ACUAAUAAUACAAUGGGCUGUUGUCAAUCCAAUGAAGUUCAUGAUGGUAAAGCACGAAAUGAAGAAAUCGAAAAUCAACUCAAGCGUGACAAAAUCAAUAUGCGGAAUGAAGUCAAAAUGUUACUGCUAGGUGCUGGUGAAAGUGGUAAAUCAACCAUUUUAAAACAAAUGAAGCUAAUCCAUGAUGGCGGAUAUUCUAGUGAUGAACGAGAAGCCUUCAAGGAAAUCAUUUUUUCAAAUACGAUUCAAUCCAUGCGAGUGAUUCUUGAAGCGAUGGAUAACAUGGGUGUGAGUUUGGCUGACACGAGUCCCAUGAUGCAAAAUCAAGUGGCUAUUAUUCUGGACUUGCCUACUCAAAUUGAACGUGAAUUUUUACCUCCUGAAGUUACUCAAGCUGUUCGUACACUUUGGAAAGAUCCUCAUCUAUUAAGUGUCUUUGAAAAAAGUCGUGAAUAUCAAUUGAACGAUUCCGCGAAAUAUUAUUUUGAUUCGAUUGAUAGAAUUGGAGAUAAUAACUAUAUACCUACGGAUCAAGAUGUAUUACGAUCACGCGUUAAAACAACAGGCAUUACUGAAACCACUUUUGUUAUUGAUGAUUUGACUUAUCGUAUGUUUGAUGUGGGUGGACAACGAUCUGAACGUAAAAAAUGGAUUCAUUGUUUUGAAAAUGUAACUGCCAUUAUCUUUUUGGUUGCCAUUUCCGAAUAUGAUCAAGUCUUGAUUGAAGAUGAGACGGUGAAUAGAAUGCAAGAAGCCCUGACAUUAUUUGAUUCUAUUUGUAAUUCUCGAUGGUUUGUUAAAACAUCCAUCAUUUUAUUCCUCAACAAGAUCGAUAUCUUUAAAGAAAAAUUACCUAAACAACCAUUAUCUGAAAGCUUCCCUGAUUUUACUGGUCCUGAAACUUAUGAUGAUGCUAGUGAUUACAUUUUGAAUCGAUUUGUAUCAUUGAACCAAUCUGAUUCAAAGCAAAUCUAUACUCAUUUCACUUGUGCUACUGAUACUUUACAGAUCAAAUUUGUCAUGGCAGCUGUAAAUGAUAUCAUUAUUCAAAAUAAUUUGAGAGAUGUUGGUUUAUUGUAG
Messenger RNA from Halteromyces radiatus, 1080 nucleotides. Its product is annotated as guanine nucleotide binding protein, alpha subunit. The coding region runs from base 13 to 1080 and encodes 355 amino acids. Gene Ontology annotation, biological process: G protein-coupled receptor signaling pathway. The transcript has 5 exons. The record is from RefSeq and is a predicted model, not a curated record. NCBI's taxonomy places the organism in Eukaryota, Fungi, Mucoromycota, Mucoromycetes, Mucorales, Cunninghamellaceae. Gene Ontology annotation, molecular function: G-protein beta/gamma-subunit complex binding; GTPase activity; G protein-coupled receptor binding. Gene Ontology annotation, cellular component: heterotrimeric G-protein complex.